CUAUAUUGGAUUUUAUAUGACGUUACAGUCAACCAGUGAGAUGUAAUUAUAGGAGUGGCAUUUACAAAUUAACUGUAAUAGAUAGUAGUGUUGUAGAGAACGUGAUCAUUCUAAUUACGGAUGUUUAAAAUUGGAAUGUUCAAUGGCUGUGAAUAUGGAAGUAGAAAAGAAUACAUCCAAAGAGAUUGACACUCAACUUUCGGCAAACAAUUCGAUGGUAUUUAAUGACGAUAUUCAAAAAGACAACGAAAAUAUUAAAGAUGUCGAAAAUUCAUUAUCUUCUUUUAAAAAUAUAACGAUUGAUAGUGAAAAACGUGACGAUACUAUAUACGCACAACUUGAAAAUUCUCAAAUUUAUGCAAAAAAUUUAGAAGAUAAUUUAGUGUCUACAAAUGAAGAAGAGGAAAAAAGUGAUGAAGAUAAAGAAAAAGAAUUAUUACAAGAUGAAAAGAUCUUAAAGAACGACUGUAAAACUGAACCACUAGAAGGAAAAUCAGAAAAUUCCACUGAUGGUUAUGUCUCACAAGCUCCGUUAGCUUUCACAAUUGAUUUUGGUAAUAAAGAAGUGGAUAUAACUAAAUAUCAGAACUUAUUUGAAAGAUAUAAUGCUAGACAUAAAAGAAAUUUGUCUGCAUCAAAGGUAGAAAUAAAUACAAAAAAACCUGUUACUUUAGUUUCUCCAAAUUUAAUGCAAAAACAAAAAGUUUCUAGUACACAUUCUGAAGGCUAUUUUAGUAGUGAAGAUGAUACAAAACGAAAAACAGAUCAGUUGUCAGAGAAACUAAAACAAUUGGGUUCAAAAUCACUUUUAAAACCAUCACCUGUCUUAAAAAAAUCUGAAUCUAAUGUAAAAGUAUCAAAUUUUCAAAAUAAACAAGACACAAUGAGUAAGUCUUUUGAACAAUCAAAAAAACCUAAACUUCCUUAUAAAAAUUUGUCUCUAGAACUUGGUUAUACAGAAAAAACAAGUGUAAAAUCAUAUUGGGUACCACAGAAAUCUGCUACGAUAAAUGAUUUAAGUAGAAUUCAAACAAAUAAUUAUGAUGAUGAUACAGAAAAGUUGUAUACAAAGAAUAUUGAUCAAGAAGAUGAAUAUGAACAUUCAUCUGAUAAUUUGUCUGAAAAAGUGUCUAAUAUCAAUUAUGUUAGAAAUAAAACCAUACAUGCGAAAGAAUCCAACUUAUCUAGUGUUAGCUAUACAAUGGAAGUAAAUCCAGAUGAUCAAGCUGAAACAGAUAUAGAUGCUUUCAAUGUGAGUAAUGUUGAUGGGGGAUCAGAUGGAGCAAUUAGUGAAGCAGGGACAUAUACAAUUCAUAAAGAUUAUACAGAUGAAGAGAAAGCUAGAAUGGAUAUUGAUAAGGUAUUUAAUGUUGGUAUUUUAACUGAAGAUGAAAGUAAUGAAGCUUGUAUUCACAGUUUUAAGAUGAGUGUUUCAAGGGAUAACAAUACAUGGAUAUCAGAAUGGGCCACUCAAGUAGCAGAACAUAAUUCUCUUCCACCAGCUAUUGGUGGACCAACUGGUCGUACUCCUCCAUUAAGUCCUUCUAAAAUACCAUCUCCUAUUUAUGGCAGAUCUUUACGAUUGGCUCGUAGUCGUAAUGAACAAAGUGACAGCAGUUUAGAUGCAGAAUCAUAUUUGCGAAUAAAAGAAAAAAUUGGUUUAAUUUCAAACCAACAUAUACUUAUUGAUUCUGGUGGAGAGUCAGAUGAUGAUACCAGUAAUAGUUAUAAUACACCUCCACAAAGUUCACAAAGAACCCCAGUCCAUGGGGUUUUGACCAGGAGAGGAAGUUUAUCUGAAUCUCUUUUUAGAAGAAUUAACACCAACGAAAAUAGAAGAAGUAUCCGCAAAUAUAUAAGUUCAAAUAAAUCAAAGACUGAAGAUACAAAUGCAGAAUUAAGUAGUCCGUCCAAAGAUUUCACUUCUCUUCAUUUAGGAAGAAGAAGUAGUUCCUUGGACAGGAGAGACUAUACAUCUAACACAGAAGAAUGUAAUACGUCCAAAAGUAGUAUGAAAUACUAUCAAGAUGAUGAAAUUAAGUACUCAAAUAGUCCAGUUUUAAGUCGUUUAAGACCAUCUACACCAAAAUUAACAAACAGUCCAAUUGUAACCCGCAAAACCGUCACCAAAAUUGUUAAUUCACCAGUGUUGGAAAGAACUAAACAUUUGACAAAAUCUUCUCCACAAGCCAAAAAUAUUGGUUAUUUUACAUGUGUUGAAAAUAGUCCAUAUAUGUUAAGAAAAUCUAAUAGCACUGCAAAUUAUCAGGAAGGAAAUGUUGUCUUUAGUACAACAACAGACAGUGUUCUUCAAAAUAGUCCAAAUCUUAAACGUAAUUUAAAUAUCCAAAGAUCAUGUAGCAAUGCAAAUAUUAGAAAUGUAAAAUCACAAAGCCAGUCAUCCCGUCGCAGUAGCUUUAAUAGUAGUGAUAUUGACAGAACAUCUUUAGGAGGAAGAUAUCUUGGUGCUUCUGACAGUAGCAGUGAAACUGGUGAACAGCAAGCAAAAUCUUCAUUAGGUUCAAUUUCUUCUGGAAUUAAGUUAAAUCGAGCUUUUAGUAUAAGAAGAGCUAGAUUAAAUUGUGAAUCUGAUACAACUCCAAAUACAACCCCUGAAGAAAGACGCAGAAGAGCACAAAGUGAAGUAAAAUCAACACCUUUAAAUAAACAGCAAAAUUACCAUCGAAGUCGUACAAGUAAUAUGAAUGUACAUAAUAAAGAAUCUUUAAAAAAAUCUGAACCUUCAAAACCAAGAGCUGCAACUAUAUCAAGAACUGAUAGUACCAGACUUAGUAUAAGAGUACCAAAAUCAUCUCAUCAUGUUUCAACAACACAACGACCUAUUCAAAAAGUGUGUAAAGAUCAGAAGAAAUCUGGUAGAAGUAAUUCAACAUUAACAUCAAAGGAGGUAGAAUUCCAAAAUUGGAAAAGAAGAAAAAGUUAUGAUCCAAUGAAAGCAGCUGCUGAAGGCAGAAAAAAAUUGAUAGAUAAUUCAAAAAAACAUCAUAGCACAGAAGAUAGUUCAGGAAAUCACGAUAACUCUGUAUUACGAUCGGCAAGUUUUCAUGGAACAGGUGGUGCUCUUUCAUUAGCUAAUGAAUGGUCUGACAACGAAUUAAGCAUUCAGAAUGACAAUCAAGUACCUCCACCAUGUAGUCCACAGUUGGAAAGUGAUAGCGAUAUAGAAACAUCAUAUUAUUUACAAACAACACAAAAUGUAAUGUCAGCUAUGUCUGCUCGUAUUACGGUCUGUCAUUCACCUUUAGUAGAUUCAGAUAAUGAUAGCGAUGAAGAUACUAGUCAUAGUUUACAUAAAAGUAUAUCAAAAACAUUACAUCAACCUAGCGAUACAGAGAGCAGUGAUGAUCGCCAUCCUAACGCACAGAGUGCUAUUUCAAACACGAAGUAUAAUCGCGCGUUUAGUUUACGUAGAGCAAGAUUAGAUUUGCAACCAACAAAACUACCCGGAAAUAUUAAUAAAAAUAAACCAGUCACACAAGAUACUCGCAAAUCUGAAUCUGUUACAAGUAUUAGUAGAACUGAUUCUGGGCGUUUUAGUAUGAGGUCAAAUCGAACUACAAAUACUGGAUCUAAGAUAAAAUCAAAAGAAACAAAGAAACCAGCAACACCAAAUGCAAGAGAGGUUGAAAUGCAAAAUUGGAAACGUCGUAAAAGUUAUGAUCCUAUGAAAGCAGCUAUGGAAGGAAGGAGAAAAGCAGGUUUAGCAAAGAAAAAUACGAAUGCCAAUCUUUCUCCGAGCAAUGUUGCAAGAUCACGUAGUUUCCAUGGCUCAUCAGGAUUUGGAGUUAGUGAUUGGAGUGAUGAAGAGUUGGCUAUAUCUGCAGAUGAAGCUGCAAUCUAUUAAAGGUCAAGUUAUUAA
This is a messenger RNA of Eufriesea mexicana, 3880 nucleotides long. Its product is annotated as bud site selection protein 4. The coding region runs from base 143 to 3865 and encodes 1240 amino acids. Lineage: Eukaryota; Metazoa; Arthropoda; Insecta; Hymenoptera; Apidae. The transcript is spliced from 14 exons. The record is from RefSeq and is a predicted model, not a curated record.